UCAAUCAACAAAAAAUUGCAGACAAAAAUGUGUAAUUAAAAGAAAAAUAUUUAGUCUAAUAUUGAAAACAAGCCAAUUAAGACCUGACUCGUCAGGACAACAUCAAAUUAUGAAAAUUUUACUACUACUCUCAUUCUAUGGAUUAUUUACAAUUCGGGCUACUUAUGCACAAUCGUCUGGAUCAAAUAAUGUUUUCAAACCCGAUUUCGGAAAACAAAACCAACUUUAUAAAGUGGUCACACAAAAUCAUGGUCUUUUGGUGAAAAAUCAUGUGAAACCCUUAGGACCACUGCCACCGCCUGCAGAUACAGCUGAGAUUUUAGAAAAUCCCACAACUAGUAAAAUAUUUUUUAAGCCCAACUUUGGUAAACAAAAAGAGAUAUUUAAAGUUUCACCAAAUAUUGGGGGACUAUUGGUUAAAAAGCAUUUGAAUGCUUUAGGUCCUUUGCCAAACAAACAGUUGCCAUUAAGUUUUACUGCAAAGGAAAUUUCAGUUAUGGAAAUAUCGAAUAAUACUACAGAUUUUGAAACUGUGCUAGAACACAUACCACCAGAAGAAUAUGUCGAUAUAAAUUUUGGGGACUUAAUAAUAGAGGAAUUUUCGAAUGAUACGACGAAUGAAAUUGCGGAACUUACAACCAGUAUUGAUUACGAUGAGGAUUGGUUUACAGAGAAUUUGGAAUCAGAAGAUUUACUUCCAGUAUAGUUGUACUUUAAUAUAUAAAAAUUUAUUAAUAAAUUAAGCAAAAUCGAA
Messenger RNA from Lucilia sericata (common green bottle fly), 754 nucleotides. RefSeq lists its product as uncharacterized. The transcript has 2 exons. The coding region runs from base 110 to 706 and encodes 198 amino acids. Lineage: Eukaryota; Metazoa; Arthropoda; Insecta; Diptera; Calliphoridae. The record is from RefSeq and is a predicted model, not a curated record.